Messenger RNA from Anthostomella pinea, 1047 nucleotides. Lineage: Eukaryota; Fungi; Ascomycota; Sordariomycetes; Xylariales; Xylariaceae. The record is from the annotation of a GenBank genome assembly.
AUGACAGACCUCAAGCUCCCCGAGCCGUUCGCCAGCAUCCCCCGGGAAUCGUUCCUGUUUGGACCCUCGCCCAUCCAGCAUCUACCGCGGAUAUCCUCGGCGCUGGGCGGCAAGGUCCAAGUCUACGCCAAGCGUGAGGACUGCAACUCGGGACUCGCGUACGGAGGCAACAAGACGCGGAAGCUCGAAUACCUAGGCUGGGAAGCCCUGUCACAAGAUUGCGACACCCUCGUCUCGAUCGGGGGCGUGCAGUCGAACCACACGCGGCAGGUCGCGGCCGUAGCCACCAAGCUCGGGCUCCGCAGCGCCUUGGUGCAGGAGAAAUGGGUGGACUGGACCGACGCCCACUAUGAGAGCGUGGGCAACAUCCAGCUGUCGCGGCUGAUGGGCGCCGACUCGCGCCUCGAUGCCAGCGGCUUCGGUAUCGAGCACAAGACGACGCUGGCAAAGCUGGAGAAGGAACUGCGCGAUGCCGGCCACAAGCCCUACUACAUCCCCGCCGGCGCGUCCGAUCACCCGCUCGGAGGGCUGGGAUUCGCGCGCUGGGCCUUCGAGGUCGAGCAGCAGGAGCGCGAGACGGGCGUUUUCUUCGACACGGUCAUCGUGUGUGCCGUGACGGGGUCGACCAUGGCGGGCAUGGUGGCGGGCUUCAAGCUCGCGCAGAAGAAGCUGGGGUCGAGGCCGCGCAAGAUCGUGGGCAUCGAUGCUUCGGCCAAGGUAAAGCAGACCUUUGAUCAGGUGCUACGGAUCGCCAAGGCGACGGGUGUUAAGAUUGGGCUCGAUGAGGGGGACAUUACCGAGGCGGACAUUGUGCUGGACGAUCGUUACCACGCUGGUACGUACGGCAUCCCGGAUGCGCAGACGCUCGAUGCGAUCCGGUUCGGUGCGCGGACAGAGGCCUUCAUCACGGAUCCUGUCUACGAAGGUAAAAGUCUGGCCGGCAUGAUGGACAUGAUUCGGAAGGGAGAGAUAGCCGAGGGCAGCAACGUGCUGUACACGCACCUCGGAGGGCAGUUGGCCUUGAAUGCGUAUUCCGCCAUUCAAUAG